Molecule: messenger RNA, 198 nt
Organism: Ambispora gerdemannii
Lineage: Eukaryota; Fungi; Glomeromycota; Glomeromycetes; Archaeosporales; Ambisporaceae
Source: the annotation of a GenBank genome assembly
AUGACUUUAGAUGACUACUCUACUGCUUACAAUACCCCGUUCCAAUUCAAGUCGUCUGCAAAGAAUUUAUCCCUUCCCAUAUGUGAAAUUGCAAUACAUGGACGAGACAAACAACCACUUCCGAUUGCCAGUCAAAUCCCAUACGCUAUGACACUGGAGACCGAAGUCUCUAUUUUUAUUCGCCUAAUAAAGGAAGAG